GAGCCGCUUGCGUUAGCACGCACUUUCGCUCACGCACACAAAAGGGAGAGGAUCGCGCGUUGUCUUAUCGAGUUUAUUUACCUUUUUUGUCUUCUGUUUAUCGAAGGACUGUUGUGGCGAUCUUUUACGUUUUCGAUUCAUCGAGCAAUUACUCGUACCACGCCACUAAUAGCCGAAGAGUAUCCUUUAUUGGUCGAUUUUGGAGAACAACGCUAUGCUGAUCGUUUUCUAGAUGAGAACGAUGAGGCUAUUCAAGCGACGUUCGCUCGACCAGAGCCCCGAACUGGUGUCGGCAACUCCGAUUAGCCAGGAUGCGGCCCUCGAAAUCGUAACGCCUACAAGAAGCAAGAGCGACGUGAAACCGGCUUCAACGUCUUUCUCCGCUAAAAGUCUGACAACGUGGAGCAGACGCGUCGGUGAGAAAUGGGAUCAGCUAAGAAGGACCGAAAGCAGCGAAGUCCUCCCCGGCAGCAGCGUCAGCCGGAGGCGUUACAGUCCGCAAAAGAAGGAGCCAGCAGCGACGAGCGACGGUCAGCCCGUGUCACCCAAGUUCGCCAAACCGAAGCGCGUCAGUCACGUCGAGUCGUUUCGCAAUCUCUUCAAGUCGUCGUCGUCGUCGUCGUCGUCGCUGAAAAAGUCGACGAGCUGCAUCAAGGAGGAGAGCACCGAAGAGACCGACCUGGACAAGACUCAUCGCAUGGAAAAGUCAUGGAGCGAGGGUGCUUUGAAACAUCCGUCGCGCGCGGUAAUUCAGGAAUUGGAGAGUCGAAGGUGGCACAUCAGUCGCAGCAUUCACAGUCUCGAGCAGCAAAGUCGCGUGCUCGAUUAUUUCCUCGAGAAUCAAAGCGUACUUAGGACCGACCGGGGGAAAAUUCUUGCCGAGCGUACGAUCGAGCGAGCGAUGCCUUGCACGAUCAAAAGGAGGCCCUUCUCCGCGAUGCAACACAGACGCUGCGCUAGCCAGUCGAGCAAUGAUUCCAAUGACGAGAUGAAUGCCAGCACGGCCUCCGAUUGCUCUAACGAGCAGGAGAAUGCUCCCGCCAAGCGGAACCUUUUCGCUGGGGACAGCAAGGUUGAGAAUGACGGAUGCAAACCAUUGAAAGAAUCAGCGAUGACCGGCCUGGAGGAUCUGAUGAGCGGACUAAAAUUACGCUGCGACGAGAGUGGCUACGACUCGGACAGUACGCGAGCAGGUGCCGACACUCCAGACAGCGAAAAGUCGGCAAUGGAUGCAGCGCUGCUCCCGCACUGCCGAUCGUCCAUGGAUCUGACCAAGUAUCCGGGCAUCGACUUGUCGCUCUUCAGUCCCGACACGAAGAUCUUCUGUGACGAUGACAAUGUUGAUUUGGCUUCGUUGAAUAAGGAAGACUUUGCUGAUCAGGAGGAGCAAGAGUUGAUCGACCGAGGCGAUGCGACUCUUGUCAACAACAGUGACCUACUGAACGAAUCAUCAAAAACCGACUCGACCGUCAUCGUUUCCGAGAACGAGGAAGAAAUCAAGUCCCCGUUGUCUAUGGGCGCUGUAUCUGACGCAAAAAUCAGUAUCAACAGCGCGAUCUAUCGCACACCGGAGAAGAUGCCACCGCAACAGCCCUCGCGGUGUUCCAAGCUCGGCAAUCUGCCUAAGAACCGCCUUCGCAUGCAGCGCUGCAGCUCGAACGCGAGUAUCUUGCAUUUGCUCGACAAUGCCGCGUCGCCGUGCAAAGAUUCACCGCCGUCCAAAGGAAUCGUCGCCAGGGCGAAGAGUCAACUGCAGUUGGCCUACUCGCACGCUAAACGCUCUCACUCGGCCAUCGAGACUGAGAUUCCGUCCGUCGAGUCGAAUGUCAAGGCAAAGAGACAGAUCUUUGCUACUCCCAAGCCCAUGCCAAAAUCCACCUCGGCGUCGGCACUCAAGACACCCCUUACCAAGAGAGAAUUAAAAACCGUCAAGGUCAACGUCGAGAAGCUUGGAAACAUCGGAAUGUCGGUGCAAAGGUGCGAUGCCGUCAGACCAUACUUCGUCGUCUCUUCGUUGGAAAAACGAGGCGAUGCUGCCAAGUCCAAGCUCGUCCGAGUCGGAGAUGAGAUCGUUCGAGUUUCCGGAAGAAGAUUGAGAGGUAUGUCCCUGGCCGAGGCAAAGAACGCGCUCAAGAGUUGCGUUGGAAACGUGGAAAUCCAGAUAUCCAGAGAGCCGAAUUUAUUUUCCAACGAGGCGUGGGGCAACGAGGAGACGAUGGUACGAUCCAGGAGCGAUUCCGAAGUUUGGGGUUCGACUAUCAAUACCGGUUCGCCUGUUGAGAUGAGAUUUGAUACGCCGACGCGAGAGAUCGAGAAGAGAUCGUCGAUUUCAGAGAAGAAAACUGAGGCCGAAACAACGAAUACAAAAAAUCCGAAGGAAAUCCGCAAAAGCUGUCAAAUCGUCGGUGCCGUUACGAAGGAUGGCCGCACUCUGUCCAUUCACGACAUGGAGUGCAAUGACUCCGACGAGCAGAAAGUUACUGGAAUGAAGAAGUUUCAUAUCCGCAAACGUAGCUCGACGAUAUCAAGCACCCGCCGUGCAACGAGCCUUUCAAUGGAUGUCUUGACAAUCAUUCUGGAGAAAGGUGGUGCCAAGAAAUUGGGCUUCACGAUAGUUGGCGGUGCUGACAGCAAAAAAGGCCCGAUGGGUAUCUUCGUGAAGGAUAUCUUGCCGGGAGGUCAGGCCGCCGAACAGGGUGAACUCAAAGUCGAAGACGAGAUUCUUGCCAUUAAUGGCAUACCACUCGACGGGCUAAGCCAUGCGCGUGCUCUACUGAUUUUCAAAAAUGCCAAAAAGGGUAAACUCAUUAUGCACGUAGGCCGAAGGGACGCGUCCCACAGACGACUGCUUAGGCAAGUCAGUAAUGAGCAUUGAGCACAGUUUCAUAUUGGUAUUAAUGUUGCCUAAUGAUCUCAUUAAGACUUUUUUCGUAUGAUUUAUUUUGUAAAUUUUUCGCGUUCUUGAUUGAUUUACAAAGUUCGACAAAGUAUACGUGUAUUUAUUUGUUUAUGUGUUAAUGUGAUCGUUUAAGUUUGUACAUUUUGUAACGACUAAGCAACGUUAAUUCAAUAUUUGAUUCAUUAUAAACGUUCACUUGAAAGUUUCAAAGUUUUGAAAUUGUGAUACUUCACGUUUAAUAGCUUUAAUAUUAUUUAUGUAGCGGAAAAUCCUUCGAGAACUUCCAUAAUCCAUUCAAAUUAUUUCAUUGUUCUCGGUAUUGUUAGUUUUGUUAAUGAAUUUUUUAAGCCAAUUUCGUCAUGAUUAUUAUUUUUGAUUUCUUAAAGGAUUUUCUGAUUCAGAAAGCUCACACGGUAAAUGUACAGUUCUUGAUAUAUACAAUUAUUACAAAUGCCAAAUCGAAUUAGUUUCUAUCAUUUAUAUUUAUUCGAAUUAGGCUAUGUAUUUCUUGAUUAGAUUUAUUAUAAACAUAAAAUAUUUAGAAUUUAUCGAUAAACUGUAGAGUUUACGAAGUACAUUUAACGGAUGAAAAUUUUCUUAAAAUAUUCUAAAGCAAAGCCUCAUUACACUGAUAUGUAGAUUCAUUUAAUUUAAUUUUUUUUUUGCGUUCUAUCGAUAUUGCUCUAUAAAAUAAUUUUCCUUUUCCGACCAGUUUUGUAUCAAAAAGAAAAUACUCAUAAUUCGUAUGACCUUCAAUGAACGUAUGUAUAGUAAUCGUUAUAAGCGUACGUCAACAUCUGUUAGACACGAGCUAACAGAGAAAAGAUUGAUUACAUUAUUCAAAGGUAGCUUCGUCUUUACGUUCGGCACAUGUUUAACUACAUGUUUUUGCUGUAACAAAUUAAACGACCGUUAUGACCAUCUUAUAUGAAUUAAACUGUUUUUUGUUUGAGUAUGUCAUGUUUACUCAUGAGUGUAUCUUUAAGUUAAAUAUUUAAAAGGUUCAUUUACAAUUGGUAAACAUCUCUUGGAUCAAUAUACAAGUCCUAGAGACUAAUAUUGCAAAUAACUACCUGAAAAAGUCCUGUGAUAAGAAAAUGUAAAUACAAUAAACUUGUAAAAGUAUAAAAGUAAUUAUAUAAGGUGUAAAAAAUAAAUACUGAUUC
Messenger RNA from Phymastichus coffea, 4065 nucleotides. RefSeq names its product inaD-like protein. Bases 233 to 2875 code for a protein of 880 amino acids. Gene Ontology annotation, molecular function: protein binding. The record is from RefSeq and is a predicted model, not a curated record. Lineage: Eukaryota; Metazoa; Arthropoda; Insecta; Hymenoptera; Eulophidae. The transcript has 5 exons.